Molecule: messenger RNA, 1757 nt
Organism: Physcomitrium patens
Lineage: Eukaryota; Viridiplantae; Streptophyta; Bryopsida; Funariales; Funariaceae
Product: enoyl-CoA delta isomerase 3
Biological process (GO): fatty acid beta-oxidation
Cellular component (GO): peroxisome
Molecular function (GO): delta(3)-delta(2)-enoyl-CoA isomerase activity
Source: RefSeq, a predicted model, not a curated record
GGUUUUCUUAUUCGGAUGCGGUGGACGCUGGAAAGUGAAGGAGCAACUCCACUUUCGCUCACGUCGGCGCCGAACUGCCCCGUGCGCUCCGGAAUAUUGUCGGUCGAAUUCCACAGAAAUCUCUUCCUCGCCUGUGAUCAUAGUCAGUAUUACGCCGCUGAGGUCGCUGAUCUUCGAUUUUCUAACUUGUGGAGCAGCGAUUUAAAUUCUGGUUUGUCUUAUAUUGGUAACAAAGCAGAAAGGGGGCAGAAAAGAUAUUUAGCAAUGGCAGUGAGGCUAGAAUUCUUACCUGGUAAUGUCUACGUCCUGACGCUUGUUGGAGACGGGGAGCACCGUUUUACUCCCCAAAGUAUUCCCGAAAUUAUGGCUGCCCUCGACAAAGUGGAGGCCGAUCCCAAGGCUUGCGCUCUUGUUACCACGGGAGAGGGAAAGUUCUAUUCUAAUGGACUAAGUCUGAGCUUGGAGGACAGGGGCUCAAAGGAAAACAUGCAGCUAAUUGACCAGUUUCAUGCACUGUUGAAGAGAAUACUCACCUAUCCGAUACCCACUGUUGCGGCUGUGAAUGGUCACGCUGUUGCCGGAGGAUGCAUGGUAGCCCUUGCUCACGACUACAGGUUCAUGCGGGCCGACAGAGGUUUCAUGUUCCUCAGCGAGAUCGACAUCAAACUCCCCUUCUCCCCAGGCAUGAAUGCUAUUAUUCGAUGCAAGCUUCCCGUUAUGACAUAUCACAAGGCAAUGCUAUCUGCGUUUCGAUACACUGGCCAGACAGCAGUGGAAGCUGGUAUGGUUCAUAGUUCGCCCUCAGAUUUACAAUCCACAUAUCAAGAAGCGCUGAAGCUUGCUAAAGGUCUUGCAAGCAGGAAUUUUGACCGUGUCGUCUACCAAACCAUCAAGAAGCAGAUGUUCAAGGCAGAGAUAAAGGAAUUAGAGAUACUCGCUACACUGGAACCUAUCGUCGCUUCUUCCAAGUUGUGAUAGCAUUGAUUUUAUCUGUAGAUGACACUUGCGUAAUGGCGAUUUCCAGCAGCCUCUGUUACGUCUUAUUUCAAGUGGUUUUUACCUGGGUAAAUGCACAACACUCGAAUGACGUUUCUUCCCCUACUUGGUGGGUACGUUCACCGCUGGCGCACUUGGAAUAUGCAGUCGUGUUGUCUGAUGCACCUUGUGAUUGAUGCUCGAGGAAUUUGUAAUGGAUCCAUGCCCGUGUGAUUUAAAGUUCUGUUUAUAAUUUGCAGAAAAUGAGAGGAAUUGGUAUCAGAGAGACAAUAAGCCUUUUUUUGUGGAGAUAUAUUCUCUGCUUCAAUGAAUGAAAUUUUAGUCUGGUUAUUUUAAAGCAGCACAAUUGGUGUGUUCUUCCUGGAGUCUUCUGGUCUACAGUUAGAGUAAUUCUAUCCUGAGCAAUUCGUCCUGGAUAAACCUUGCUGAAUGUGCACCAAGAAACGACCACCCAACGCAGAUAAAUUUUUGAAAUUGAUAUUCAUCCAAUAGAACAAUCCGGACAGGUCCAAAAAAUUCAAUUGUGCCCAUACAAAUUGGAAGCCUAGAGGAAAAGUAGGUCACAAGACCAAGGCCAAAAGUUGGUCUCAAAGUAGUAGUGCAAGUAAAGUGUUGCUGAAACAAUUUUUGCAGUAGGGUCGAAACAAUGUAACAAAGUUGGGCAUCAUAAUUAUUAGGGGGAUAGAGAAAUGUGUUCUAACUGAGAAGAGAAUACCUUUAUGACACUGAGAGAGGAUUUAAUCCCUCUGCCCCUUGCCCUC